This is a messenger RNA of Python bivittatus (Burmese python), 2148 nucleotides long. The record is from RefSeq and is a predicted model, not a curated record. NCBI's taxonomy places the organism in Eukaryota, Metazoa, Chordata, Lepidosauria, Squamata, Pythonidae.
AUGGAUAUCUGGCAGGUUCAGAUUUUCAGAGUGUGGGAUAUCCAAACACUUUCACUGAUGCAAGUCUUUCAUGACUCUCAAGGGACACCCAGAGAGUCACAAAUCUUUUCCAUGGUAUUUGACAGUAACCACGGGACACUUAUUACAGGAUCAUCAGUCAUCGAUAUUUAUCCUCUCACUCGGAUGAUACAAGACACUAAACAAGUUCCCCAGACUCAUGAAAGGGGCAUCAAUGUGCUGGUUUACAAUAAAGCUUUUCACCAAGUUCUUACUAUCUGUUCUGAGUCUAUUGCAAAGGUCUGGGAAUUGGAAACAGGACAGUUAAUAUACCAGAUUGAAGAUGCCCAUGGGCCCGGUGUUGAGCUGACAUGCGCAGCAGUUGAUAAAAAUGGAUUUCAUCUUGCUACUGGAGCAUGUGAUGGGACUGUGAAAAUAUGGGAUUUUGGAAGUGGGCAGGUACUUAAAGUUUUGCCCUUAGGCAAGGAAAUCAAUGACAAUGAACAUUGGCUGAUGCAGAUGAUCUACUUGAAAGCCAGUGGGAGUAAGCAUGUGAUCCUGGUCUUGGAGUACAGCGGAAUGAUCAAAAUUGUUCAGGGUAAUGAAGGUGAAAUUUACCUGUCUAUAACCUGGGAACUCCCUGAAGCUGUGUCAUUUGCUCUACAAGGUUAUCCACUCAUAUCCCUAAAACUGAGUACCAAUGUCAAGAAAAUUAAUGGUUUUUUUCCGGACGUUCAACUGCUGCUUGAUACAGAUCUAAUAAACUCAGCUACAGAGCUACCUCCUGGGAUUGAAGUGAAGUGCUUUGAUUUGUUAAAAGUAGAAGGUUACAGUUUGUUAGCUACUGCAAGUGCAAAUGGUUCUAUCAUCAUGUGGGAUUUUGAAGCUGCCACAGCCAGACACAUAUUCAAACCUCAAGAUGCUAUUCACUCAGAUAGACCUGAAUUACUCAAAAUCAACUGGUUACUAUUCCUUUAUCGAGGUACCCUCUCUGAGAGGCAAAUGAGUGAAUCUUCUACCAGUUUUUCAGAUCCACAGUGUGAGGAUAUUCCUACACAGGAAGGAGAAGAGAAUGCUUCAGUGUUAAAAAUGUUAUGUUCAAGGAAAGAGAAAUACGAAUACUGUUUGAAUGAUGAAUUAUCUUCUGCUUUAGAAACAAAGCUUCCAGAUUCUCUCCCCUCAGGGAGCAAAGGAAUAAUAUCCAAGGUAUUAUUAGCUAGAGAACAACCUGAUCAUCACUCUAUACCCAUACUUGCCUCAGCACAUGAAGACGGUUUCAUUUAUCUAUGGACUAUUACGGGAGAUCUACUGAAAGAAAUUUUGCCUUUCACGAAACAUCCUCCAAUUCCUUUGACAGCACUUUGUACUGAUGGGUCUACCAAAAUGCUUUUUGCUGCUAAUAAAGAGGGGAAUGUUAUCCGAUGGAAUGUUGGCUCUUUCCUGGAAGAUCCGCGAGAUGUCAACAAGCAUAUAAAGCAACAGAUUUGCUGGCGAGCUCAUUCUGCUAAAAUAGUCAGCCUGUUUUGUGAUGAUGAAAGAAGCGUAGUGGUAACUGCAUCCACUGAUGGUUCUGUCAGACUUUGGCAUUCAACUCGUGGACUCUACUUUGGCUAUUUUGGACAGCGCAGAACAUUUGAAAUUACUGAAUCCACCGAUAUAAUUUUGCCCUGUGAUGUAAAUGAAAUUCCAUUCACAAUAAAAGAAGACAGCAAGUUUAUGGAAAAAAAGCAGAAGUUUGAAUAUCCUCUAGUCCUUGACAGGGAGAGAUGGAAGACACUGACCAAAUCAUCUUUAACUGUGAAAAAGCCUAGCCCAUACGAAGUUGAUCUGGAUUUUAAGUUUUUCAAAGCCCUGGCUUCUCCCAAGAUCAAUAAAUACCCUUUGGAAAGUUUCAAAUCUGGAAACAAAGAUAUUGGCAUUGUAUUUGGAGCUAUACCAAUCUACAGGGUUGUAACACCUCCAAGGCUGAAAACUGUUUCUGCAGAUCAAGAUGGUUCUUCUGAAAAUAUGGCCAAGCGAAGCAAAAUUGUUCUUACUUCACCAUCACGUGCAACCUCUCGAAAAGGUACAAAACUCAGUCAGAUGCCACUGACGCCUGUUCCUUCCUCUCCCAUUGUUUCCAGUACAACUCCGAAAACUGUGAAACAGUAA